AUGGCACGAGGCAGCAGAGCGAAGGUUGCCGCCGCCGGAGAAGCGAUCGGAUCGAGGCAGAUGGUGGGGACUCAACAACAAGAGGACAACGAGCCUCGCUACCGUGGUGUUCGAAAGAGACCAUGGGGUCGGUUCGCCGCCGAGAUCCGUGACCCAUGGAAGAAAGCUCGUGUUUGGCUAGGCACCUUCGACUCCGCGGAGGACGCCGCUCGUGCCUACGACGCCGCAGCCCGGUCCCUCCGUGGUCCCAAGGCCAAAACCAAUUUUCCGGUAUCACACGAAACCGCCGAGCACGUAACCGAUGAUCAGCACCACCAACGGGGUUUCUAUGAAUUUCAGGAUUUCAAUAACCAGUCUCGGCCGACGACGAGCAAUCUGAGCAGCACCGUCGAGUCGACGAGUGGACCUCGCCCGUCAAAUCCACCGCGUGUAAGAACCCACCAACGAUUAAAACCACCGCCGGCACCUCCUCACGACGACGACGAUUGCCAUAGUAAUUGUGAUUCAUCCUCUUCGGUGGUGGAUGAAUAUUAUUGCGACGCUGAUCUCUCAUCAUCUUCCCGUAAACCUUUACCGUUUGAUCUCAACCUCCCUCCGCCGUUGGAUGAUAUCGGAUUUUCCUCUAACCCAAUUGACGACGCCGACGCCGAUGCCGAUGCCGAUGACUUAUUCGUCACCGCGCUUUGCCUAUAA
Messenger RNA from Lactuca saligna, 693 nucleotides. NCBI's taxonomy places the organism in Eukaryota, Viridiplantae, Streptophyta, Magnoliopsida, Asterales, Asteraceae. The record is from the annotation of a GenBank genome assembly.